Molecule: messenger RNA, 1257 nt
Organism: Frieseomelitta varia
Lineage: Eukaryota; Metazoa; Arthropoda; Insecta; Hymenoptera; Apidae
Product: serine/threonine-protein phosphatase 2A activator-like
Exons: 8
Coding region: 195-1220 (341 amino acids)
Biological process (GO): mitotic spindle organization
Cellular component (GO): protein phosphatase type 2A complex; cytoplasm; nucleus
Molecular function (GO): protein tyrosine phosphatase activator activity; peptidyl-prolyl cis-trans isomerase activity
Source: RefSeq, a predicted model, not a curated record
UAUUUUAACAAUUUUAAGAAUCGAAUUCUUACGUCUUUGAAAAUUUUGUUUCGAAUAUUGGAAGCAAUUUAACUUUUCUGACACAAUAUAUGUACGUGUGUAAUUCAGAUGUCUUAUAAUAUUUUAUAUACACGUAUAAUUUAAAUAUAUUGUUUCUUUUUUUUUUGUUCAAUAGUCUGAAUUAUAUAUUCUGUAUGAGUAAUAAUUCUUUAAUAGGUACGAUGUCAACGUCGAAGUCACCUGUAAAUCCUGAUGAUCAUGAAUUCGUCGUCCCAAAAAAAUCGAUUAAAGUACCAUCUGACAUGGCAAUUUGGGAAAAGUCAGAAGCGUAUUUUGAAUACUUAGGAUUUAUAUUGGCCUUAAAUGAAUCAGUUCAAGGAAAAACUUUAAAUGUUGAAUGCACACAAAGCCUCAUAAUAGCAAAUGUUAUACAAAUGCUUAAUGAAUUUGAUGAAUGGAUAACACAAAUACCUCCUACUGAACAGCCCCAACGUUUUGGUAACAAAUCAUUUAGAGUAUGGCAUGAAAAGUUACAACAGAAUGGAAUAGUAGAAUUACAAAAAGUGUUGCCAGAAAAAUUGCAUAGAGCAGUUCCAGAGAUAGUUCAAUAUUUAUAUGAAGGCUUUGGCAAUCCAACACGUAUAGAUUAUGGUACUGGACAUGAAAUGGCAUUUUUAAUGUUUUUAUGUUGUAUGUUUAAAAUUGGUGCUUUCACACAGGAUGAUAAAGUUGCUGUAGUUGUAAAAAUAUUUAACAGAUAUCUGGAAUUAGUACGUAGAUUACAACUAACUUAUCGGAUGGAACCAGCAGGUAGUCAUGGUGUGUGGAGCUUAGAUGACUAUCAGUUUGUCCCAUUUAUAUGGGGAAGUGCUCAAUUAAUUGGGCAUUCUCGUAUAGAACCUCGUCAUUUCGUUGAACCAGAUAUCGUUCAGGCUUUUAGCAAGCAAUAUAUGUUUCUUGGUUGUAUUGAAUUUAUUUCAAAGGUAAAGAUAGGUCCAUUUGCUGAACAUUCAAAUCAGUUAUGGAAUGUUAGCGCAGUAUCUUCAUGGGUCAAAGUAAAUAGUGGCCUUAUCAAAAUGUACAGAGCCGAGGUUUUAGCAAAAUUUCCUGUUAUCCAACAUGUUUUUUUUGGUUCUUUACUGUCAAUAAAACCGGCGUCUAUUCCCGCUGUCAAAAAGCAAUAUCGAGAUCAACCACUACAACCACCACCGACUCAGUAACAAUAUUUUCCAAAUAUAUUCAUAUUUGUUGUAGUUU